AAAAGGCUCGCGUCCUUUGUGAAGGUUUGCUCCCACGGCAAAGGUCGAUAAUAGUUUGUCGUCUCGAAAGGUGCUAAUUACGGCAAGUUGAGUUCACAAAACAUCAGUUCAGCCAUUGAGAGCAACACAAGUUAGCAAGCGACACGAGAUUCUGUCCCGCAGUCAGUGCACUUUUGUCCAGAGAGGUUAACAAGCUAUCCAGAACAAGAAAAAAUUGAGGGCAAACCUACAAAGUCAUGCGUCCACCUUAUAAACUCCUGUUCCUUGUACUUCUCCUCUCUUAUGAUGUUGUGGAAAGCAAAAGAAGUGUUCGCAGAAAGAAAAAACACGCCAACGCAAGAUUGAAAAACAAAACAAAAAUUUACAGGGAUUACAACUGGGCUCAUUCACAAACCGAUGUCAACUGGCGCAGUAUCCUGUCACUCACGAAAAAACCAACUAACAAGGUUCGCUGCACGAUUUUCUGCCGAAGUGGGUAUCAUCUACAAAUUCUCCCAACUGGGCUAGUGCGAGGAACAUUGGACCAAAGAAGCAAAUACAUUCACUUCGAGAUGCAAUCAUUCGGCCCCAGUCUUGUCAAGCUGAAGAGCGUCGCCACGGGCCGAUACCUUUCAAUGAAGAGAGACGGUGCACUUAGAACGACGAAACAUCUGCGAUCUAGAGAGACAAUUUUUCAAGAAAUCCACGAAUUGAACGCUUUUCACUCAUACGCUUCACAUAGAUAUUUCAUGCAGAAUCCCCAUGAUAUGCUGGUAGCCAUCAAACGCAACGGACAGAUCAAGCGAGCCACAAAAACAAAACCGGGCCAAACGGCAACACAGUUCCUCGUCAUAAAAUCAAAAUGAAUUCAGACUUCCUGUGGAAAUGAUUUCCCAUAAUCGAUAAAGAGAUGUGUUAUAGCGUCAGUUUUUUCAACACAGUAAAAUAGUUCCGUUCGUUUUAAAAACAUAUUUGUCACUGAACUUCAGCCAAUGCCCAAUUCUCUGAACAUAAGUACUAACGUGGGCUUCUAACUUUUCUCUUCUAGCGAAAAGUAGCCAAACGUUGUAGACUUUAGAAGGGCGUUUAAGCUUACUUACAGACUAUUCUAUAAGCACUCUCACAAUAACUAGAAAUAAUAUAUAUAUAUUUAUUUGCAGUGACAACAAAUUUUAAAAUUAAUAAGAAUGUAAGGCAGUAAUAUUUCAAAUAAGAAGAGCUAAUUUAAUUCCAAAAGUAGUCCCUAAUGCAGUUGUUCUGACCUCUAACAUGCAAGCACAUUACAUGGCAGUGGUAAGAACAACUGGACAGUAGACUACAAAUAAAGUAGAUAAAAGCAUGCAAUACUAAACUAAGAUAUUAUUAUGUAACGUUUUAUUCAAAUUCGGUUCAAAUGUCAAACUUUUUACUUAUUAUGGCCGAUGCGGCAUGGUUUCGCUUUUGUUCAUAUAAUACCCGCUGGCCGGCCUAAAAUAACCCAUAUUGGGCCUAUCAAAAUAUACCAUAUAUAUGCAAUAUAUGAGUUUUAUAGUAAAUGAUGAUAGCUUCAUAUUAGGUAAUGCUGACGGUUGCAUGGUAGAUGUAAAAAAGUGUUUUAAAUACUGUUAUUGAUCAAUAAAUGUGCAAAUAGUG
This is a messenger RNA of Nematostella vectensis (starlet sea anemone), 1611 nucleotides long. RefSeq names its product fibroblast growth factor 1. The record is from RefSeq and is a predicted model, not a curated record. Gene Ontology annotation, biological process: regulation of cell migration; positive regulation of protein phosphorylation; positive regulation of cell population proliferation. NCBI's taxonomy places the organism in Eukaryota, Metazoa, Cnidaria, Anthozoa, Actiniaria, Edwardsiidae. Gene Ontology annotation, molecular function: growth factor activity; fibroblast growth factor receptor binding. Bases 237 to 845 code for a protein of 202 amino acids. The transcript is spliced from 4 exons. Gene Ontology annotation, cellular component: cytoplasm.